Molecule: messenger RNA, 2167 nt
Organism: Fonticula alba
Lineage: Eukaryota; Rotosphaerida; Fonticulaceae
Exons: 5
Coding region: 44-2041 (665 amino acids)
Biological process (GO): mitotic spindle organization
Cellular component (GO): cytoplasm; nucleus; protein phosphatase type 2A complex
Molecular function (GO): peptidyl-prolyl cis-trans isomerase activity; protein tyrosine phosphatase activator activity
Source: RefSeq, a predicted model, not a curated record
CCCUGUCCUCCUUUUGCCCUUCCCCCCCUCCCUCCCCCCUACUAUGGCCACACUGCUUCAGAAGGCCAGCGACUUCGACCCGAGUGUCGGAGCUGGCGAGCUGUACCAGCCCCUCGAGGACCUUUCGAUCCUUGACCUGAACUACCUGCCAGUGCCUCAGAACAUUGUUCUCGAGGAUGGCGCCACCCUGCGCGAGGUCCCGCUCCCGAGCUCCCUGUCGCAUCCUGCGUCGCACAAUCCGGCAGACCCGACGCGUCUGGCGGACGUCGGGCGGAUGCCGGCGGCUGGCGCGCCGGCAACCGAGGCUCUCGGAUCGGCUGGCGCCGCCGGGCCCGUGGCUCAUCCUCGCGCCAGCGAGGCCGGCGCCAUCCACCACCGUCACUAUGACAGCGGUUUGAGCCGAUGGGUCAGCUCGGCGGCCUUCGCCACUUGCAUUGAGUGCUGUGCGGCCCUGUCGGCUGCCGCGGCCGGGGCCUGGACCGAGACGGCUGCCAAGUCGCUGGAAUCCGCCCUGGCCACCGGGACCGGGGUUAGCCCCGCGAUUCUUGCCCUUCGGGACCUCUUCCAGGUCCAGCUCCCGGCCCUGCUGGACGAGGUGGCCCCAGUGAAGGAGCCGACUGGCGCCGGUCGGCGCUUCGGCGAUGUGGCCUUCCGGACCUUCCACUCGAAGGCAUCACAGACCUUCUCGGAUGUCUUUACCCCGCUGCUGGCUGCGGUCUAUUCGACCGCCGACUCGUCACAUAUUGCCGCGGCCACCGAGCAGCUGUGUGCCCUGUUUAAGGCGUGCCUCGGGAACCCGGUGCGGCUGGACUUCGGCACCGGCCACGAGACGGCCUUCCUGCUGUUGGUGGCCGGACUGGCGCGUCUGCGUCUGGUUGGCCAGCCAGCUCGGCCGUCAACCUCGGCCUCGGAGUCCGCAUCGGCCAGUGUGGCGGCUACCGCGCAGGCUGCCGGUUCCACCGGGCCCCAGGUGGCCGAGGCGGUGCUCGAGGCAGUGGGCCCGCGCGUCGGUGACAUCUCCAUGCCCCUGCCGGGCAAUGCUCAGAUUAGCGUCUACGAUCUGGCCUUCCUGGACUUUGGCUUCCAAGUGCCAGAGGCAUGGCUGGAGAUGGCCGGCCAGCCGCCCGCCCUGCCGGGGCCGGUGGCUGGCGGCCUGCGCGAUUGGCGCGCCCUGGCUCUCGGCGUUCUGCCGGCCUACAGUCGCACCGUGCGACUGAUCAUCCGCCGGUAUGGGCUGGAGCCGGCGGGCUCGCGUGGCGCGUGGGGCCUGGAUGAUUAUGUCAUGCUGCCGUAUGUGGUGGGCAGUGCGCAGUUGAUCGGCCACCCAACCGUCGGGCCGAUGUCUUUGUCGAUGCCGAAUGUGGUGGUGCGGUAUGCCUCCGAGGCGGCAUUCGAUCCGGAGGGCCCGGAGGCAGCGGCCUUCCGCCUGUCGACCGGUGUCGAGGCCGAGGGUAACCCACAUGCCUUCCCCAUGGUGCUGGGCGAAAUCCCGGCAGCGGUCCCGCGCCCGGACCGCGCGUCGACCCCCAUUUACACGGCCGAGCGUUUGUUGCUUGACGCGGUGCUGGCCGUUUACCGGUCCAAGCGCGGCACCCUGAGCGUCCACUCGCCACUGCUGCACAGCUUGUCGACGCAGCCGAACAUGGCAUCGCCGGACCCGACGCACCGCGGCCACCCGGUGGCCGAGGCCGGCAACUGGCGCCGCGCACAUGCCGGCCUCAUGAAGAUGUGGUGUGGUGAGGUCAUCCGCCGUUGGCCAGCUUCCGGACACCUGCCGGUGGCCUUCUCCGCCAGGGACAGCUCCGGCGCGGGUAAUCCGGAGGCCCAGCUGCGCGGCAUUCUAAGCACCGAGCGCCGGGCUCAGCGCGAGGGGUCUUGGGCCAUGCACGGGCCGAUGGGCGCUGCCCGCCAGCCGGAGGCCGGUGGCCCGUCGCCGACCCCCGGUCCCGGCAUGGCGCCCAUGGGCCGUUUUCCCGGCGCCGGGCUCGGGCCCGGGUCGGCUGGCCCCGGGACCUACCGUGGUUUCAAUCGUCAGAUGUGAAGGGCGGACAGGCCGAAGCAUAGGGGGUGAUCACUUUUGCCACCGGCGGAGGGUGAUCUCCCGUCCGGCUGGUGUUUGUUCUUCCCUCUCCCUUCCUGCCUGAGAGGCAGUCGACGGGCGGGGGGG